Messenger RNA from Phragmites australis (common reed), 2743 nucleotides. Its product is annotated as protein PAL OF QUIRKY-like. Gene Ontology annotation, molecular function: protein binding. Lineage: Eukaryota; Viridiplantae; Streptophyta; Magnoliopsida; Poales; Poaceae. The transcript is spliced from 2 exons. The coding region runs from base 147 to 2147 and encodes 666 amino acids. The record is from RefSeq and is a predicted model, not a curated record.
UUGCGAUAUUUCCUGCCGCGGGUCCCACCACCGUUCCUCCCCCUUCUUCUUCGCUCCCCUUAUAUUCCCCCGUUCCACCAAAAUCUAAUUAUAUCCCCACCCAAAACCCACCCCCAACCAAAGCAACAACCUUGCUCUCUUCGCUGAUGGAGCCGGCGACGGCCGCCGGCGUAGGAGGCCCCGGCUCCGGGCCUGGAUACCCCGACUCCACGGAGUCCUCUCCGCGCAGCCGGGGCGGCGACUCGUGGGACGAGUCCUUUCCGUCCUCCGCGGUAGCGGCGGGCGGCGGCGGGCGGCUGCGCCUGAUGUGCAGCUUCGGCGGCCGAAUCGUCCCGCGGCCAACCGAUAAGUCGCUCUGCUACCUGGGCGGGGAGACCCGGAUUGUAGCCGUCGACCGGCACGCGUCCCUCGCCGACGUGCACGCGCGCCUCUCGCGGUCGCUGCUCGGGGGCCGCCCCUUCACGCUCAAGUACCAGCUCCCCAACGAGGACCUCGACUCCCUCAUCUCCGUCUCCACCGACGAGGACCUCGACAACCUCGUCGACGAGUACGACCGCAUCGCCGCCUCCUCCUCCGGCGGCGGAUCGUCUCGGACCUCCCGGAUCCGGAUCUUCCUCUUCCCGGCCAAGCCUGAGUCCUCCUCGCUCGGCUCCCUCCUGGAUGACUCCUCCAAGUCGGAGAACUGGUUCGUCGACGCCCUCAACAGCGCCAUCUCCGGCUCACUCGACGGCAUCCCGCGGGGGAUCUCCACCGACUCCGCCUCCGUCAACUGCCUCCUCGGCCUCGAGGAUGACUCCUCCGUGCACUCCCGCGGCGGGGUGCCCAACUCGGGUCCGACGGAGGACCAGCGCGCCAACCAGCAGAAGCUCCCGGCCGCCGCCGCUGGGAGGCACCCGCACGACGUCCAGUCCGUGCCUGACUCGCUGAUGCUGGAUAAGAACUCCUCGUUCGGGUCGACCUCCUCGGCGCCGUCGCUAUCGAAUCUGCCGCCUAUACGUGUGCGGCCGGAGGACCGCCCACCGGACGGCCGCGUCGGACCACCUGCCACCGUGGAGGAUCACUUCGCGCAGAUGGGGAUCUCCGAGCAGCAGAUGCCGCCUGCUGUGGCAUACAUGCAGCCGCCCCCGCAGGUGCCGAUUCCUGCCAUGGCCGUUCCGGUUUCCAGCAUCUCGCCCUCUGAGGCGUCUAGCCGAGUGUUCUCGGACGAUGACAAGUCCGAUCACGGGGGCGGAGGUCGGAAGCCACCGCCUCCAAAGCAGGAGGUUCCACCCGUUGUUGAUCCCACCAAUAGAGCCGUCUAUUACAACGAUAACUCUCCUCCAAGCGAAUUGAAGCGGGACAUGCAGGUGGGAACUGAUGCUGGCAGCUAUCGCAUCCCAGUAUCAGCUGCGGAUGCUGCCGCUGCUGCUACACAGCCCCCGGCUGGAUAUUUCUAUGCCCAGAUGCAUGCGCCUCCGCCGCAGCAGCAACCGCCGCAGCUGCAGCCGCAGCAACAACCACCGCAGCUGCAGCCGCAGCAACCACAGCAGCCAGCUCCACAGCAAAUUGUCACUGCAGGAAAUCAACAUUUCAUCCACAACCCAACCACUGGCACCUUCUUUCCAAUCAACCCAUAUUACCACCAUCCUGUCCCUCAGCCAGCACCUCAGCCAGUGCUGCAGCCGCAACAGUCACAUUCAUUCGACCCGAAUACCGGCAUGUAUUACAUUCCUAACAUUCCUAUGCGGUCGAAUGCACCUCGGCAAUAUAGCAUGCCUCCUGGUGUGCAAGCAAGUUUGCCACCUCCUACGCUUGUUGACACAACGCCGAAGCCAACCGUGCCGAUCCCUCAGAUUGCUGUAAAGCCUGAGUUGCAGCAACCUGGUGUUUACCGAACAACAGUCGCUGCCACCCCUGCACAAGUGCCUAAUGCAGCACCUGGAUAUGCCGGGAUGGGCUACCAUCAUGUUAUUCAGUCCCACCACCAUCCCGCACAGCAACCUGUAGCGAACAUGGCAGGCAACUUUGGCUAUGAGUAUGCUGAUCCCACACGUGCACAAGUCUACUACUCACAGGCGGCAGCACCUCCAACAUUGCCAGCUCAGUAUCAGCCCAUUGUCUCGCCCGAUGCUGGCCAGGGUGACAUUAAGCAGAACCGCGCCUCAUAGCUCAAGGAUUGGUGAAUUUGGGUAUGUUGCCAAUUCUAGAAGCCUAGUUGUCCUGCUGUUACUUAUCAUUAUUGUUAUUACUACAUGUUACAUGAGUCCGUGGUGAACAGUGGAUAGUGUUAUUAGGCAGCUGUGCAUUUGGGUUCAAAUGAAGUAUGCAUCCAAGCUUGUGAUUAGAGGGGGGUUCAAAUUAAGAUUAUAAUGGAUUGGAUGGUUGUUGUGCUGGCGAGGCUGUGAGGAGGGUGUUUGUGAUUGGUUCUUGAGAGGCCAAUUUACAUUGUUGGAUUAGAGUGGGGAAAGAGUGAAGUAUUGGAUCCCAGUUCCAAUUGCUGUCUUUUUCUUAUUUUGAAUAAAUAUAUAAUGUCCAAAAGAACUUGGUAAAAAUCAAGAACUCAUCAUUUGUGUAGCCCUCUGUAUAUUUGAACUCAUGGAAGUCUCAGGUUGAGGUGUCAUUAUAAAUGUUAUUAGUUUGCCUGUAGAAACCUUAUUCGAGUUAAAUAUCAUAUGUAUACAUCGGUCCCAUUUUGUAUUUUGUUAUUGAUGUUGAUAUGUUUCUUGUGGUUUAAUACAUUGACUUGGAUUGGAUUUUCUUUCAA